Brassica oleracea var. oleracea is the source of this 2761-nucleotide messenger RNA. RefSeq names its product phospholipase D gamma 1. Gene Ontology annotation, biological process: phospholipid catabolic process; phosphatidylcholine metabolic process. Gene Ontology annotation, molecular function: calcium ion binding; D-type glycerophospholipase activity. The record is from RefSeq and is a predicted model, not a curated record. The coding region runs from base 1 to 2580 and encodes 859 amino acids. Lineage: Eukaryota; Viridiplantae; Streptophyta; Magnoliopsida; Brassicales; Brassicaceae. Gene Ontology annotation, cellular component: plasma membrane. The transcript has 9 exons.
AUGGCGCAUCAUCCAAUUUACACCGAGACUCUGUCAAUGGGAGGAGGGUCAAGCCACGGUUUCGGCCAGCAACCCGUGCCCUUUGCCACCAGCAGCGGAUCUUUGCGUGUAGAGCUGUUGCACGGUAACUUAGACAUUUGGGUUAAGGAAGCUAAACACCUUCCCAACAUGGACGGCUUCCACAACCGUCUCGGUGGGAUGCUGUCCGGUCUAACCAGGAGGAACAGUAGCAAAGAUGAGAAGCCCUCCAAGAUCACGAGCGACCCUUACGUGACCGUCUCCAUCUCAGGCGCUGUGAUUGGCAGAACCUUCGUGAUCAGCAACAGCGAGAACCCUGUGUGGAUGCAGCACUUCGAUGUCCCCGUGGCUCACAGUGCUGCUGAAGUUCACUUUGUGGUGAAAGACAGCGACAUCAUCGGGUCACAGAUCAUGGGAGCUGUCGGAAUCCCAACGGAGCAGUUGUCUUCAGGGAACAGAAUCGAAGGUUUUUUUCCGAUACUGAACAGUAGUGGGAAGCCUUGCAAACAGGGAGCCGUGUUGAGUUUGUCAGUUCAAUACACUCCGGUGGAAAGGAUGAGGCUUUACCAGAUGGGUGUUGGUUUUGGUAACGAGUGUGUUGGAGUUCCCGGUACCUACUUCCCUUUGAGGAAAGGCGGUAGGGUUACUCUGUACCAGGAUGCUCAUGUUGAUGACGGUACGCUUCCCAGUGUGUAUCUUGACGGUGGUGCGCAGUAUAGACAUGGGAAGUGCUGGGAGGAUAUGGCUGAUGCGAUUAGGCAGGCGAGGAGGUUGGUUUAUAUUACUGGCUGGUCGGUUUACCAUCCGGUUAGGCUGGUUCGUCGGAAUAAUGAUCCAACUGAUGGUACAUUAGGGGAUUUGCUUAAGGCCAAGUCUCAGGAAGGUGUUAGAGUGUUGGUUUUGGUGUGGGAUGAUCCUACUUCAAGGAGCCUUCUUGGAUUCAAAACUCAAGGAGUUAUGAACACAAGCGAUGAAGAGACUCGCCGGUUCUUCAAGCAUUCGUCAGUGCAAGUUCUUCUUUGUCCUAGAUCUGGAGGGAAAGGUCACAGCUUCAUAAAGAAAUCUGAAGUUGGAACUAUCUACACACAUCAUCAGAAAACUGUGAUUGUAGAUGCUGAUGCAGGUCAGAACCGAAGAAAGAUCGUAGCCUUUGUUGGAGGUCUAGACGUGUGCAACGGACGUUUUGAUACUCCCAAGCAUCCUCUCUUCAGGACACUAAAGACACUCCAUAAAGAUGACUUCCAUAACCCAAACUUUUUGACUACUGCGGAUGAUGGACCAAGAGAGCCAUGGCAUGAUCUGCACAGCAAGAUUGAUGGUCCAGCUGCAUAUGAUGUGCUUGCUAAUUUUGAAGAACGCUGGAGAAAGGCUUCAAAAUCUCGCGGAUUGGGGAAGUUAAGAUCGGCUUCUGAUGAUUCGUUGCUUUCCAUAGAGAGGAUUCAAGACAUCGUAGGACUAUCAGAAGUUUCUUCUGUUAAUGAGAAUGAUCCAGAGACUUGGCAUGCUCAGGUUUUCCGUUCAAUUGAUUCAAGUUCAGUCAAAGGGUUUCCAAAGGACCCAAAGGAAGCUACUGGAAGAAAUCUACUCUGUGGGAAGAACAUACUCAUUGACAUGAGCAUACACGCGGCUUAUGUUAAGGCCAUAAGAUCUGCACAGCACUUCAUCUACAUUGAGAACCAAUAUUUUCUGGGAUCAUCAUUCAACUGGGAUUCAAACAAGGACUUGGGUGCUAACAAUCUGAUCCCUAUAGAAAUCGCGCUAAAAAUUGCUAACAAAAUUAGAGCAAGGGAGAAGUUUGCUGCUUACAUUGUUAUUCCAAUGUGGCCUGAAGGUGCUCCAACAAGUAACCCUAUACAGAGGAUUCUAUACUGGCAGCACAAAACCAUGCAAAUGAUGUAUCAAACCAUCCACAAGGCACUUGUGGAAGUUGGUCUUGAUGGUCAGUAUGAGCCACAAGACUUUCUCAACUUCUUCUGUCUUGGAACCAGAGAGGUUGCUGAUGGAACAGUUAGUGUAUAUAAUAGUCCUCGCACUCCACCUAAGUCAAACGCAAAUGCAAAUGCUAUACAGGUGCAAGCUUUGAAGAGUAGGAGAUUUAUGAUAUAUGUUCAUUCCAAAGGUAUGGUAGUGGAUGAUGAGUUUGUCUUGAUCGGUUCCGCUAAUAUCAACCAGAGAUCCUUGGAAGGAACUAGAGACACUGAAAUCGCCAUGGGAGGUUAUCAACCACACCAUUCAUGGGCUAAGAAAGGUUCUCGUCCUCGUGGUCAGAUCUUUGGAUAUAGAAUGUCGUUGUGGGCAGAACACCUAGGGUUUCUAGAGCAAGGUUUCGAGGAACCGGAGAACAUGGAAUGCGUGAGACGAGUUAGGCAAUUAAGUGAGCUGAAUUGGAGACAGUACGCAGCAGAAGAGGUCACGGAGAUGCAAGGUCAUCUUCUUAAGUAUCCAGUUCAAGUGGAUAGAACAGGGAAAGUAAGUUCUCUCCCUGGAUGCGAGACGUUCCCUGAUCUCGGUGGCAAGAUCAUAGGCUCGUUCCUUGCGCUACAAGAAAACCUCACUAUAUGAAAGACUGAAGCUUGCCUUGUAGUAUCAACAUUUGUUUCUUUUUAUUUCUUCCACUCCAAGAAACCUCUCCGAGUGUGAUCUGAAUGAAAGUGUGACUUUAGGGUUUAGUUGUGCUUUGAAAAAAAUUUACGAGAUGUAAAGAUCUUCAUUACAGUUGAUCAUAGUGUGCGUUUUGGAUUUC